AUGGGUCCAAAUGAGAUAAAUAAUUUUGAUGACACUGCGCCAGCAUGGGCUAUUGAAAAGAAGAAGAAACUGUAUAACGAAUUACCCUCAAAAGGAAAACAAGAAAUGCGUGACUCUUUGAAACCUUACUGCGAAAAAUAUUUUGAAUCGGAGAGCUACAAAAGUGGCAAAUCGGACACCUUUGGGUAUUUAUACUGUUGUGAUCUUCUCGGAAUGUGCGGCAUGUCGGGCUGGAUCAUCUUCCUGAUCAUUCUGAUCGUUCUUCUGUGUCUUGCGGGUGCAGCUGCUGCCUUCUGGUUCUUCUACUACAAAAGAAAGAUGGGCGGUCGUGAUGAAGAGAAGGAGAUCGAGUCGACUGUCGACACUGCCAAUACUGGACCUGAUAUCUCCGUGGAGACUUAUUGA
Molecule: messenger RNA, 405 nt
Organism: Caenorhabditis remanei
Lineage: Eukaryota; Metazoa; Nematoda; Chromadorea; Rhabditida; Rhabditidae
Exons: 3
Coding region: 1-405 (134 amino acids)
Source: RefSeq, a predicted model, not a curated record